AUGGGCCCCUGUACCGCCUCCUCAUGCUGCUGCCAGGCCCGUAAUCUGCCAUGGGCCCCCGUACCGACUCCUCAUGCUGCUGCCAGGCCCGUAAUCUGUCAUGGGCCCCUGUACCGCCUCCUCAUGCUGCUGCCAGGUCCAGAGUGUGUCAUGGGUCCCUGUACGGCCUCCCAUUGCUGCUGUCUCCAUCGCCACACUCUGCCAUGUGCCAAUUUCAGGUCUCCUCACACUGCUGGUGGGUUCCAUUUUUUCAUAGGGUGCUGUAUGGCCUCCCAUUGCUGCUGCCUCCACCGCCACACUGUGGCUCCACACUCUGGUUUUGGCCCCGUGACUGCCCAAAUGAGUGAAGUGUGCGGUGAUUCUAAGAUCGACGGCACUCAUCUGCAUGUCAUACUGACUGACAGUAUUAUUUCUCUUCCCCAGCAGACUCCAAGGCAUUUAAAUUAAAGGUACAGUGUUCUGCACUAUUAUAA
Staurois parvus is the source of this 473-nucleotide messenger RNA. The record is from the annotation of a GenBank genome assembly. NCBI's taxonomy places the organism in Eukaryota, Metazoa, Chordata, Amphibia, Anura, Ranidae.